AUGCUUGGCGAUGGAGGUGAAACCCCUUCAAGAUAUGAAUUGUUGAGCAUGGUGAAGAAGCACUCAAAUUUAAUUGGGAGAACCGUUGUUGAAGAUCAAGAAGAUGCUCCUGAUGUUGAAAUGGAUAUGAAGUUUUGGAAUGAUGUUUUUGAUCUCUAUUUUGUUCGUGGUAAAGAGUCUAGGGGACGCCAAGAUGAUGAUCUCGUUUUCUUUGUUAGAAAAUUGGUUUCUCGAGGUUCUGCUUCCAAUAACGACGCAGAAACUGUUGAUCCUUAUUUUGUACGCAGGUGGGCACCUAAGUUGAGCAGCCUAAUUGAUGAAACUUCAAUUGAUGUGGACUGGAGGCGUUCCUUUUACUUGAAUUUAAUUGCUCAUACAUCAUUCAGCGUAACCGUCGCAAUUUGCAGGUAA
Vicia villosa (hairy vetch) is the source of this 411-nucleotide messenger RNA. RefSeq lists its product as uncharacterized. Bases 1 to 411 code for a protein of 136 amino acids. The transcript has 4 exons. Lineage: Eukaryota; Viridiplantae; Streptophyta; Magnoliopsida; Fabales; Fabaceae. The record is from RefSeq and is a predicted model, not a curated record.